UGUUGCUGCUGUUGCUGUUGCUGUUGCUGCUGCUGCUCUCGGUAAAACUCCGUGCGCACUGCAGGCUGCGCACUGUGUGCACCGUGGCGUGGCGAGGUCACACGUUCUCCCCACUGACACUUCCCUCUAGAGACGCGCACAGAGAGGAGGACACGGACACCAGGACGAGGCGUCUCCACAGAGUCCGAGGUUCGACCCGCUGACAUGACCAACCACCCUCCCCAGACCAACGGCAUGCAGAGCCUGCGGACGGAGCACCUGUACAAGGUGCUGGUGAUCGGAGACCUCGGCGUCGGGAAGACCUCCAUCAUCAGACGCUACGUCCAUCAGACCUACUCCAACAACUACCGAGCCACGAUCGGAGUGGACUUCGCCCUGAAGGUGCUCAACUGGGACAACGAGACCGUCCGGCUCCAGCUGUGGGACAUUGCAGGUCAGGAGCGAUUUGGAAACAUGACCAGAGUCUACUACCGCGAAGCCAUGGGCGCCUUCAUCGUGUUCGACGUGACCAGACCCACCACCUUUGAGGCGGUCAUCAAGUGGAAAGAGGACCUGGACUCCAAACUGAUGCUGGCCAACGGUCAGAGCAUCGCCACCGUGCUGCUGGCCAACAAGUGUGACCAGGGCAGAGAGCUGGCCAGCAACGGCAUCAAAAUGGACCAGUUCUGCAAAGACCAUGGGUUCGUGGGCUGGUUUGAGACCUCAGCUAAGGACAAUCUCAACAUCGCUGAGGCUUCAAACUGCCUGGUCAAACACAUCAUGGCCACGGAGAACGACAUCCUGAAAUCUGUGGUUCCAGACACCGUCUCACCACAGCUGGACUCCAGGAACCAGUCGAGCUGCUCGGGCUGCUUCAAAUAACUGCAGGACGCGGGACGCCAAAGGAGUCGGUGAACGGAGUCACACACGAGGACAAGGGAGGACGAGCCGAGCAGGUAAAGUUCUUCCCUGAGAAUCUGAAGACCUUCUGAGGAAACCGUGAGUUUUUCUCUGAAGUCGCAGCCUUCAGACUGAUGAUACAUGAACUCAGACGCUGCAGAUUUAUUGAAAACACUUUUAGUAUCUCGGACGGAGGAACUGAAGAUUUCACUGCCGUCGCUUUCUUUGACAAAGACUGUAAAAAUGUGUCAGAUACACUGCUAAUAUUUGGACUUGAGGUUCCAGUAGUUCUCAUGCUGAGAGAACAGAACUGGAGUCAAUGCUCUGCAACCUUGGGCGUACGCUUACAUUUUAGCUUAAGAAAAAAAAGGGGGCAAAAAAAAAACCUCACAACAACAAAAAAUAGUCGUGUCGAAAUUAAUAUGUUGAUUGCGUUAAUUAAUUCGUGCGAUUUUAACACAUGACACCAUCCGUUGUCCGUCCACUUAUCGUUGCUCUAACAUAGUUAACACAAAUGUUGUUGGCACACAAUGUGGGGAAAAAUAGUUUUAUAGCUUGGAACUCUAUGGAAUAGUGAAAGGAAAGUGCCUUAAUUAUUAAUGAAAAAUUGGAAUUAGGAUUAAUCAUGGUUAUUCCACAGCUACCUUGUUAUUCAUCUGUUGUAAUGGAUGUAGUGGAUCAA
Cynoglossus semilaevis (tongue sole) is the source of this 1561-nucleotide messenger RNA. RefSeq names its product ras-related protein Rab-38-like. The transcript has 3 exons. The record is from RefSeq and is a predicted model, not a curated record. Bases 205 to 861 code for a protein of 218 amino acids. Gene Ontology annotation, molecular function: GTP binding; GTPase activity. NCBI's taxonomy places the organism in Eukaryota, Metazoa, Chordata, Actinopteri, Pleuronectiformes, Cynoglossidae. Gene Ontology annotation, biological process: endosome to lysosome transport; phagosome-lysosome fusion. Gene Ontology annotation, cellular component: phagocytic vesicle; Golgi apparatus; late endosome.